Daucus carota subsp. sativus is the source of this 2153-nucleotide messenger RNA. RefSeq lists its product as uncharacterized. The transcript has a single exon. NCBI's taxonomy places the organism in Eukaryota, Viridiplantae, Streptophyta, Magnoliopsida, Apiales, Apiaceae. The record is from RefSeq and is a predicted model, not a curated record. The coding region runs from base 68 to 2089 and encodes 673 amino acids.
UGCUUCAUCUCAAAACCCUUCUCCAUUUUUUACCGCUCCUCUUUUUCCAACUCUAGAGACCAAAGCUAUGCAGUCACUCUGUAAAAUUAAACUCUCACCUCGAGGUUUUCACUUCCACAAUUCUUUACGUUGUUUAACCCACCAUGCAUCCCCUCAACCAUGCAAAAACUUCGAAUCUAAAACCCUAGCUUCCCCUCCUGAAUACUUGUUAAAGCAAACAAGAUGCAAAUCAUAUCGACCUCUUUACGCAUCACCAAUCGGCUCUGCUUUCAAUCCAUACGCAUAUGGUGGCUACACCGCGAUGGGCUUAACCGAAAACAAGUCACCAACAUUUUUGUCUACGGGCAAUCCUUGUCUCGAUUUCUUCUUCCAUGUGGUUCCCAAUACGCCGCCUAGUAGUAUUGUUGAACGUCUCGAGUCGGCAUGGGCUAGUGAUCCACUCACGACUCUGAAGCUUAUUUGCAAUCUUCGCGGUGUUAAGGGGACGGGGAAGUCCGACAAGGAAGGGUUCUACACGGCCGCGCUUUGGCUGCAUGAGAAACAUAGCAAAAACCUAGCGGGGAAUGUGGCAGCUAUUUCCUCCUUUGGGUACCUUAAGGACAUGCUUGAGAUCCUUUUUCGGUUACUCGAAGGCGCGGAGGCCCGAGCAAGGAUUCGAGAUGAGUGGAAAAUGAAGAAUAAGGUAGGGUUACCUAAAAAGAAAAAGAAUGCACGGGGAAGGCUUAAGUAUAAAGAGGGUAAAGAGGUUCAAUAUUUGAGAUCGGCUUUGCUUUCGAGGGAAGUGAGAAUUGAGGCCAAUGACGCGAAAAUGAGAGGAGAGAGCGAGAAGGCGAGUAUUUUAAGAAAGGGGACAAGGCUAGCAAGAUUUAAGAGGCUUCGGGAGGUGUACGAGAGUGACAUGUAUUUUCGGUUCUUACAUGAGAAGAUCUCGAGUCUUUUUUCUGAGAUGCUGAAGCUUGAUAUGAAAUGUUACAAUUGGGGGAAGAAGAAUAAGAUUAGUUUGGCAGCAAAGUGGUGUCCAUCACUUGAUUCAUCCUAUGAUAAGCAUACAUUACUUUGUGGAAGUAUUGCAAAGAAGGUAUUUCCGCGUGAAUCAUACCCUGAGUAUGAAGGAAUUGAGGAUGCACAUUAUGAGUACAGAGUUAGAGACAGGUUGAGAAAAGAAGUGCUGGUCCCGCUUCGUGAGAUGCUGCAGUUGCCUGAGGUUUAUAUGAGUGCUCAGAAAUGGAGCUCGUUGGCCUACAACAGAGUUGCGUCUGUUGCCAUGAAGAAUUACACGGAUAUCUUCAUGUGGCAUGACAAAGAAAGGUUUAGCAAGUACCUUGAGGAUGUGAAAGAAGGGAAGGAAAAGAUUGCGGCUGGAGCAUUGCUUCCCCAUGACAUUAUAAGGUCUUGUUUAGACGGUGAUCAUACUGCUGGGACGGUGGCAGAGCUGCAAUGGAAGAGGUUGGUGGAUGAUAUGUUAGAGAAAGGUAAACUCUCGAAUAGUAUUGCAGUUUGUGAUGUUUCAGGAAGUAUGAUUGGAACUCCGAUGGAAGUUUCAGUUGCACUUGGGCUAUUAGUUUCGGAGCUAAGUGAAGAGCCUUGGAAGGGUCAGGUUAUCACAUUUAGUACAUACCCGCAGCUUCACUUGAUUGAGGGAAAUAGUCUCUUUGAAAAGUGUACAUUUAUUCAGAGGAUGCAGUGGAGUAUGAAUACAGAUUUUCAGAAAGUUUUUGAUGAGAUAUUGAGGGUUGCUGUUAAUGCAAAGCUGAGUGAAGAGCAAAUGAUAAAGAGGGUGUUUGUUUUUAGUGAUAUGGAGUUUGAUCAAGCAUCACUGAAUCCAUGGGAGACUGAUUACCAAGCCAUUCAAAGGAAAUUUAAAGAGAACGGAUACGAAAGAGUGCCUGAAAUUGUGUUUUGGAAUCUGAGGGACUCUUUUGCCACACCAGUGACAGCCAAACAGAAUGGGGUAGCUAUGCUUAGUGGAUUUUCGAAGAACUUGUUGACUAUCUUCUUCAAUAAAGAUGGGGAAAUCAAUCCUGAGCUCGUGAUGGAGCUUGCCAUUUCUGGUAAAGAGUAUCAGAAGCUAGUUUUGUAUGAUGACUGAGUCGGAACAAGUAUGUUUAAGCAUUAGUCUUCUUUAUGAAUUUAAUCAAUUUACUUGAAAUGAC